AUGGACGUCGAGGCGGAGGACGGCGAGGAGGAGCCCAAAUUCCAGCAGCCUCGACCACCUCAAGUCUUCAGCUCGGCCGGACGCGAGGACCAUGGGAGCAGCGGAGGAACCAAGAUGAAGAAAUUGACGCCAGGAGGCGGGGCCGCGUCCAUUGCGCGCAAAAACUCCAACAACAAUGAGCUGUGGCUCCUGCGAGACGAGGAGGACUCCGCACCUGUCAGUGCCAGUGGCAGCAGCGCAGCCUCUGCUCAGUUGUGCCGGAGGGAUGCUGCUGGAGGGGACACAGUCUCAGAGACAGGCGUGAUAGGAGAGGGAGCCAUCGGUAUGAUAUGCAACAAAAACGGAGAUUGUAGAAGGGACCCGACCAGUUCAGGGAGCCUCUCCUCUCUCAUCUCAAGGCAGGAGAAGCAGGCAGAUGGAGUAGUGGCUGCUGAAGACUGCAAGGGGCAGGCUACAGGCAUGGACGGCUCUGUCACUUCACCGGGGCCCCUGACACAGGGGCCGGGCAGUGCCGAGGUCAGGACCGCGGCAGUGAUGGAGAAAAAGGACUCCAGAGUUUCCUUCUCCAACGCCCCAACUAGUAAAGGACACACUCCGACUCAGUCAAGAAAUUCUGUCACUUUUACCAAAGCUGAGGACGGCUCUCAGAUAGUGCCGGAUGAUGGAGACACCAGGGAGAACCGGACGUACAUGCAGCGGCAGUUUAGUUCAAUGCUUCAGCCCGGAGUUAACAAAUUCUCCCUGCGCAUGUUUGGCAGCCAGAAGGCGGUGGAGAAAGAGCAGGAGCGCGUAAAGUCAGCGGGUAAUUGGAUUAUCCACCCAUACAGCGACUUCAGGUUCUACUGGGACUUCACCAUGCUGAUGUUCAUGGUGGGCAACCUGAUCAUCAUCCCCGUGGGCAUCACCUUCUUCAAGGACGAGACCACCACGCCCUGGAUCAUCUUCAACGUGGUGUCUGACACCUUCUUCCUCAUGGACCUGGUGUUGAACUUCCGGACCGGCAUCGUGUUCGAGGACAACACCGAGAUCAUCCUCGACCCCAAGAAGAUCAAGAAGAAGUACCUGAAGAGCUGGUUCGUGGUGGACUUUGUCUCUUCCAUACCUGUGGAUUAUAUCUUCCUCAUCGUGGAGAAAGGGAUGGACUCGGAGGUGUACAAGACGGCCCGGGCGCUCCGCAUUGUCCGCUUCACUAAGAUCCUCAGUCUGCUGCGGCUGCUGAGGCUGUCCAGACUCAUCCGUUACAUCCACCAGUGGGAGGAGAUCUUCCACAUGACCUAUGACCUGGCCAGUGCUGUGAUGCGAAUAUUCAACCUGAUUGGUAUGAUGCUGCUGCUGUGUCACUGGGAUGGCUGUCUCCAGUUCCUCGUUCCCAUGCUGCAGGACUUUCCGUCUGACUGCUGGGUCUCGCUCAACAAGAUGGUGAACGACACAUGGAGCGAGCUCUACUCCUUCGCCCUCUUUAAGGCCAUGAGCCACAUGCUGUGCAUUGGAUAUGGAAGACAAGCUCCGGAGAGCAUGUCAGACAUCUGGCUGACCAUGCUGAGUAUGAUCGUCGGAGCCACCUGCUACGCCAUGUUCAUCGGCCACGCAACCGCACUCAUCCAAUCUCUGGACUCAUCCAGACGGCAAUACCAAGAGAAGUACAAACAAGUGGAGCAGUACAUGUCGUUCCACAAACUACCAGCCGACUUCCGACAGAAAAUCCAUGACUACUACGAGCACAGAUACCAGGGCAAGAUGUUUGAUGAGGAGAGCAUCCUGGAGGAGCUUAAUGAGCCACUGCGCGAGGAAAUCGUCAACUUCAACUGCCGUAAGCUGGUGGCCUCUAUGCCGCUGUUUGCCAACGCUGAUCCCAACUUUGUGACGGCCAUGCUGACCAAACUGAGAUUUGAAGUCUUUCAGCCUCUAGACUACAUCAUCAGAGAGGGCACCAUCGGCAAGAAGAUGUACUUCAUCCAGCAUGGGGUGGUCAGCGUCCUGACCAAAGGAAGCAUCGGCAUGAAGCUGAUGGACGGCUCCUACUUUGGAGAGAUCUGUCUGCUGACCCGCGGCAGACGGACGGCCAGCGUGCGAGCGGACACCUACUGUCGCCUGUACUCUCUCUCUGUGGACAAUUUCAAUGAGGUGCUGGAGGAGUAUCCCAUGAUGAGGAGGGCCUUUGAGACAGUUGCCAUUGACAGAUUGGACAGGAUAGGCAAGAAGAACUCAAUCCUGAUGCACAAAGUUCAGCACGAUCUGAACUCGGGUGUUUUCAACAACCGCGAGAACGAGAUGAUCCAAGAGAUAGUUAAAUAUGAUCGGGAGAUGGUUCAACAAGUUGAUUUACCACGACCGCGGGCCAUGUCCAUGACGCCUCCUCUACAUGGUGGAAUGUUUAAUUCUCCAGGCCAUGCUCCGAAUUCAGCGAUCGCCACUCUGCAGCAGGCCGUAGCCAUGAACUUUUGUGCCCCCAUGCAAGGAAACACGAUGGGAGCGGGGAACCUGCAGUCCCCCAGGAUGGUGAGGAGAUUCCAGGUGAUGGAAAGUGUGUCCACUCCUGCUUCAGCCUCUCCACUGCAGUCUCAGUUCCUUGCUUCUGGUGCCUUUGCUCCCGUCCUCUCCAGCCCCCCUGUCCAGAGCCCGCUGGCCCUUGGAGGACGAUCAUUCCAGUAUGGAUCCAGUGCCCUGGCUGGUCAAACCUCAGGCUCCCAGCUUUCUCUAGCCCAGCAGCACAUAGCCAGCCCAGCACACCGACCCAGUGCACAUAAGAGUACUCAUUCCUUGCAAAUGGGCAGUCUGAGCCAAGACGCCAGGGCACUGUCAGCCUCUCAGCCCUCACUGCCUCAUGAGGGGGCACAACCAGGUGCCCCUAGUCCCCCCCAGUCUACACAAGUCUCCUCCACUUCCAUUGGACCCCCUCAGACCCCAGCAGGUCUCACAGGCGUCCGGAGCGCUAUACCAUAUAGAGUGGUACUGCCCCACCAGAUGUCUGUGGGGGCCUUCCCUGUAGCAUCCCUGCCUGGCUCUGCACAGAGUUUCGGGCCCGGUGCAGGGCUGGCAGUAGGGGGUCUGGGAACAGGUCUGGGGGACUCGGGACGACCCAAGAAGGACUCAAUAGUGAGCCUUCCUGAGACAGACCACAGCAAAGUCAGAUCCAGGCUUUCCUCAAACUUGUGAUCUUAAUUAAACUCAUCUGGGGGAGUGACUCAGUGAGGGGCCAGACUGCAGGGACACGGGGGGAUGUCUGCUCUUCUACAGUUCCUCUUCUCUCUCUGCUCCAGUUUGACUAUCCGAAUGUAUGAAUGUUGAGUGAGUGGCAGCGAGGAGAAUCUGAAAGAAGACUGUUCUAACAUAAUAAAGUCUGUAUGGUGACUUUUGAAUCUGCAGCAUUGAGAUGUUUCUACUCACAGACAGUAGUUGCACAGUAGUAGUAAAGUAGCAUAUUCCCAUCUCCUUAUUUUUUGUAUUUUGCAGCAUAGUCAACAACAUAUGGGCAUAUCUGCUUCAUUAUUUUCAUUCACCUCAUUUAAUGCAAACUUGAGGUUGGAUGGGACUAAAAGAAAAUCAGGGACCUGCUUCAGAUAUCAGAAGUUGGCACUUUAAUGGGGUUUAACCAGUGUAUCGACCACAU
Molecule: messenger RNA, 3610 nt
Organism: Epinephelus moara (kelp grouper)
Lineage: Eukaryota; Metazoa; Chordata; Actinopteri; Perciformes; Serranidae
Gene: hcn2b
Product: hyperpolarization activated cyclic nucleotide-gated potassium channel 2b
Exons: 8
Coding region: 1-3156 (1051 amino acids)
Biological process (GO): transmembrane transport; potassium ion transport
Cellular component (GO): membrane
Molecular function (GO): voltage-gated potassium channel activity
Source: RefSeq, a predicted model, not a curated record